Messenger RNA from Spinacia oleracea (spinach), 2028 nucleotides. RefSeq names its product probable xyloglucan 6-xylosyltransferase 5. Bases 224 to 1573 code for a protein of 449 amino acids. Lineage: Eukaryota; Viridiplantae; Streptophyta; Magnoliopsida; Caryophyllales; Amaranthaceae. Gene Ontology annotation, cellular component: endosome; trans-Golgi network; membrane. Gene Ontology annotation, biological process: xyloglucan biosynthetic process. Gene Ontology annotation, molecular function: hexosyltransferase activity. The transcript has a single exon. The record is from RefSeq and is a predicted model, not a curated record.
GUCGGUGCUGAACUGCUGAGUCGCUGACUGCUGCCUCUUUCCUCCCUGUUUCUCUCUCUCUUACACCCUACCACGUUCCUGUUCUUUCCUCAAAUCUCCAAUUUCACUCCUUUUUCAAACUCUCUCAAAUACCCAUUUCUCCUUCAAUUCCUUACAAACGAUCCAUCCGACAAUCCCCUUUUAGAUCAUUUUCUCUCUCCUUUUAAUCCCCAUUUCCGCAAACAUGGGCCAAGAGGGUUUCACGGCCCAGAAACGGCCCACAGCCGUCACCGGCGGCGGAACUCUCCCGACCACCACACUUUCCUCUGGUGCCGGUGGGGGUAACAGGUCACGGGUCUUACCCAGAGGGCGGCAAAUCGCCAAGACGAUGAACAACAUAAAGAUCACUAUUUUAUGUGGGUUUGUGACCAUUUUGGUUCUUCGAGGAACCAUAGGGCUAAAUCUGGGAACAUCGAAGAUUGAUGCGGAGCGUCAGCAUCUAGAAGAGGAAGCGAGACGGGUAAUUGAAGAGAUUCGGACUGACGGGGCUGAAGCCGAUGAUGAACCUGAUUAUAACCUGAAUACCACCUUUGUUUUCGGGCCCAAGAUUGCAAAUUGGGAUCAGCAGAGGAAGGAGUGGCUUGAGUUGAAUAAGGAGUAUCCGAAUAUUGUAAAUGGGAAACCUCGAAUUUUGCUGGUAAGUGGGUCUCCUCCUAAUCCUUGUGAUAACCCAAUUGGGGAUCAUUAUUUGCUUAAGAGUAUUAAGAAUAAGAUUGAUUAUUGCCGACUUCAUGGGAUUGAAAUUGUGUAUAAUAUGGCUCAUUUGGAUAAAGAUCUUUCUGGGUAUUGGUCAAAAUUGCCAUUGAUUCGCCGGUUGAUGUUAUCACAUCCAGAAAUUGAGUGGAUUUGGUGGAUGGAUAGUGAUGCAUUGUUUACUGAUAUGGUUUUUGAGAUUCCUGUGAACAAGUAUGAGAAUCAUAAUUUAGUGAUCCAUGGGUAUCCUGAUUUGUUGGAGAAGAAGUCUUGGAUUGCUUUGAAUACUGGGAGUGUUUUGUUUAGGAAUUGUCAAUGGACAUUGGACUUGAUGGAUACUUGGGCGCCUAUGGGUCCGAAAGGGCCUACUAGGGAUGAGGCAGGGAAGGUAGUGACUGCAUUUUUGAGUGGGAGACCGUCUUUCGAGGCUGAUGAUCAGUCUGCGUUGAUCUACUUGUUGAUCUCGCAGAAGGAUAUUUGGAUGAAUAAGGUGUUUGUGGAGAAUUCGUAUUAUCUGCACGGGUUUUGGACUGGUUUGGUGGAUAAGUAUGAAGAGAUGGUGGAAAAGUACCACCCGGGUUUGGGUGAUGAGAGGUGGCCGUUUGUGACCCAUUUCGUGGGUUGUAAACCAUGUGGGAGUUACGCCGAUUAUCCUGUGGAGAAGUGUUUGAAGAGUAUGGAGAGAGCAUUCAAUUUUGCGGAUAAUCAGGUGUUGAAGUUGUAUGGUUUUAGGCAUAGGGGUUUAUUGAGUCCCAAUAUUAAGAGGACGAGGAACGAGACUACGACACCUUUGGUGUAUGUAGAUCAGUUUGAUAUUAGACAUGGUGGAUCAAAGUCAUGAUAUUCAACCAGAUUUUGGUAAUACAAGCUAACCAUGUUGGGUUCUGCUGAUUAUACCCAUGACUAGGGUGGCCUUGUAUGAGGCUAUUCUAUUCUGUUUUACAUGUUAUACGAUUGUCCCGGGACUUCAAAAUCCCUUGACAGAAAAGAAGAGAAAGUUAAAUGCUUACAGAGUUAUAGUCCAUAUAUUACUUUCUCUGUCAGGGAUAUGUGGAAUGGAAAAUUCAUGGUUUUGACUGACGAUCGAUAUUUAUUCUCAGUUUCUUAUUCUUUACUCAAAUUGUAUUCAUAUUUCAUGAAACGAAACAGUUUUUGUUACACAUUCUUGUAGUUUGCUUAUCACUUUUUCCGGAAAGAAAUUUAUGACUUACUACUUACUUUACUGGGUUAGUAACUUGCUAUUUUCUCUUCUUAAUGUACAAUUCCUGUAAUUUGAUCUUAUCUCGUCAGCUGGUA